GGGCGAUCCCGAUACAACACAAAGAACACUCCAUACAUGUUAUACAUAUCUACACUCAAUAUAUCAAUCGAAAAAUGUUAAGGCGUGCUGCCUGAACUCUACUUUGCGACCUCAGCCAUGGUCUUUUUUUCUGUGUCUCCGCAAAUGAUAUAUUCCAGCCAUCGCAAAGUCAAGUCGCAAUGAAAUCAUCUCAACCCCCUUAUUAUGAGAUACAGGGACCAAAACAACCUGCUAUUCAAGAUAUUACAUAUAUUGCAUUCCAGUUCUAGCCGAAAAAAAAAAAUAAAAAAUAAAAAAUAAAUAAAAAGAAAAAAAGCGUGGUUCGUAUCUCAAUAUAAAAAAUUUUCACAGUUUGUCGCCACCCGUGGUUCGCGCGAUUUGUCUUCCCACCGACCCGACCCGUUUAUAGAUAAAAAAUAAUAUAUCUCCAAUUUCUUUUAUGCGGUUUUUGAUAUCCAUCUGUUCCUGUAAAUUUACAUUCUCUCUGUACUAGGGAAGUUUUGUUUAUUAUUAUUUUAUUUUUUUUCCUCUCCCCCUCGUCCGUGUUCUCUUAUUGUUUUUCUUGUCCUUGAAGCAAGAUACCCCCUCUCUCGGUAUUGCACUAUAGCCCGUGUAUAUUUCAUUUUUGUAGUAUCUUGCGCGAAUAUCUAGUCGUAUGAGCAGCUACAGGUAAACAAGCAAUACAGCGCGGUCCAGCACAAUUCGAUAUUCUACAAUGGCAGGACCUGAACCAUCAACAUCCUCAUCUUCGACGCCUCGGAACAUCGCACAGCGUGAAACUGAUGAUAAUGAUCUACGAAGACGAUGGGCGUCGGAGAUAUCCACAAGGCAUAAUACAUCUUCCGCAGCGCCUAAUAGCUUCGAUAAUUUUGCUCGUUCGUGGCAGCGGGCAGCUCAUUUCCCAGAAGUCGCUCCCCGGAGAUCCUCGUUCGUCCUCGCCCUGCCAGAUGACGAGGAACAUGGCCAUAGGCUAUCCAUAGACGAAACCAGGGCCCUUCUGCGCCGACGUUCUGGCCCCAGUGAACGAGGGUUGGAAACCCCCUUCGGUGAGGCAGAAUAUUUACUCGACUACGGAACUGUAGAUGCCGAGUUCGAUAUAUCCCCGCGCACCACACCGCUACUGGGACGAAGUUACGAACCCUCGUAUGGAACGACGGUGACGUCUAGAAUAAGCGAAUCUACCAGGCUGCACGCAGCACAGCUACAUAGGGAACACCAGUUUAUCGAGGCAGAUGCCGCAGCGGAUACGGAUUCCGAACGCGAACCCUUCAUCAUCAAGCGCAUCCAGCACGAAGACGGCUCCAAGGAAGCCAUCAUCGUCGGCCAAUCCACCGUCCCGCAGACAAUUUUCAACUCCGUCAACGUCCUUAUCGGAAUCGGCCUGCUUAGCUUGCCACUGGGCCUCAUGUAUGCGGGCUGGCUUAUCGGCAUCCCGCUCCUCAUCUUCUCCGCAGUGGCUACCGCAUACACGGCCAAAAUCCUUGCCAAGUGCAUGGACGUGGAUCCCACCCUCGUUACGUAUGCGGACCUGGCGUAUAUCAGCUUUGGUCCCCAGGCCCGUAUCGUCACCAGCUUACUCUUCUGCUUGGAACUGAUGGGCGCAUGUGUUGCUUUGGUUGUGUUGUUUGCUGAUAGUAUUGAUGCGUUGGUUCCGGGCCUAGGCGCACUCCGAUGGAAACUGAUAUGUGGUGCGAUUUUAAUUCCGAUGAAUUUUGUGCCCUUGCGGCUGCUAAGCCUGUCGAGUAUUUUGGGGAUUUUUUGCUGUACUUCUAUUGUUCUGAUUAUUUUUGUUGAUGGCAUCAUCAAACCAGAGUCACCAGGCUCCCUUCGUGAUCCUGCGCGGACAUCACUUCUUCCUGAAAACUGGAGCGCUGUUCCACUUUCAUUUGGACUAAUCAUGUCUCCCUGGGGCGGCCACAGCGUCUUUCCAAACAUCUAUAAAGACAUGAGACACCCGCAUAAGUACGGUGUGAGUCUUUGGGUAACCUAUAUCUUCACGUUUCUGUUAGACCUAGCCAUGGCCGUUGCUGGCUGGCUCAUGUUUGGCCCUAAUGUCAGAGACGAAAUCACAUCCAACAUUCUCCGAACAGCCGGAUACCCCAACUGGCUAUCAGUCUGUAUCGUGGCUUUCAUCGCAAUCAUCCCAUUGACCAAAGUACCUCUUAGCUGCCGCCCCCUAGUAAGCACCGCUGAAUCCCUCUGCGGCCUCCACCCACCCCCGCCAUCCCACCGCCACCACAAAAACAAGCAAAAACCCAAACCCCACACCCACACCCACACCCACAGCCACUCACCUAGCCCCUUCCUCCGCACAGCCGUCCAAUCCAUCGCCCGCAUCCUAACAAUCUGCAUAAUAACCUUCACCGCCAUCGUCUUCCCCUACUUCGACCGCAUCAUGGCAUUCAUCGGCGCGAGUCUGUGCAUCACCAUCUGCAUCAUCCUGCCGGUGGCGUUUUAUCUCAGGAUAUUCGGGAGCAGUAUUCCGUUUUGGGAGAGGGUGGUGGAUUGGGUGUUGUUGGGCGUUUGUUCGGUUAUGGCAGUUGUAGGGACGGUGUGGGCGUUCAUUCCGAGGGAGAGGAUUGGGUUGAGUUGAGUUCGUUUUCUUUUUCUUUUUCUUUUUCUUUUUCU
Molecule: messenger RNA, 2628 nt
Organism: Blastomyces dermatitidis ER-3
Lineage: Eukaryota; Fungi; Ascomycota; Eurotiomycetes; Onygenales; Ajellomycetaceae
Product: vacuolar amino acid transporter 1
Exons: 6
Coding region: 716-2593 (625 amino acids)
Biological process (GO): amino acid transmembrane transport
Cellular component (GO): vacuolar membrane
Molecular function (GO): amino acid transmembrane transporter activity
Source: RefSeq, a predicted model, not a curated record